Molecule: messenger RNA, 3845 nt
Organism: Drosophila gunungcola (fruit fly)
Lineage: Eukaryota; Metazoa; Arthropoda; Insecta; Diptera; Drosophilidae
Exons: 3
Coding region: 1008-3170 (720 amino acids)
Source: RefSeq, a predicted model, not a curated record
UGCAGUGCAUAAAUAAUAUACAUAAAAUUUAAACAAAUAAAGGCUGUUAAAAGAUCGUAAACUCGAGAUCCAGCAAGUGCCGAAAUCAGUGCUAAAGUGAAAUUUCUUUGUACAAGCAAACAAAACCGUUAAUUGCCAACGCCAUUCUUUUAAAGCCCACUUUUGUAAAGUGUGUUCGUGUGUGUGGUUGUAUAUUUUAAGUGCCUAUGUUAUUUAUUUCUGUUGUUUAUAGUUUUUUAUAGCAUAUUCAUAUGUUAGUCUGUAUACUUUAUGGACUGACAUUCUUAUCCAUUAUAAUGAUGAACUAAGCCGUUGAGCUUACUUUAAUUGGUUUAACUAGCAUCGGGCAUUAUAAUUUUCAUGUUUUAAAGAGAAGGUCUAACAACAAAAAUCCUUUCACUCUAAGGCCCAAAAGAACCCAACAAGUUGAAGACAUUUCCCACUGUGAUAGAGCUGUUAGAUCGUUUAUGAGGUGCAGGCCUCACAAUUCAUUUUAUAAUAAUGAACAAUUAAAGUGGCUUGGCAUUCGUAGGCCCCAAAGAUUCCAUGGCCUGAAGCACAGACACACAAACCAAAAUAAACGGAACCCUUUCACUUUAAAAUCCACAGAACCCCGAAGAUCGAGCGUGCAAAUAAAGCGACGAAAACGAGUUUCGCAAAAGAGCAGAGCAGAGCCGAACCAAGCGGCCAUAUUCCAUAUCGAAUAACCGACCAAUAAAGUGUUACUUGGCUAAAUCCAACUAGCUCCGUUGCAGCGACGCGGUGGCCUAUAUUCAAAAUAGAUCAAAGAUCGUCGGCAGCUGCAUCACAAAGGCUGGAGGAGAUGAGGCGGCGAUGAGGAGAGGACAUCGCCAUGUGAGAAGAGCCAAACUAGUUUCCCAUUUGCGCGCUUAUGCUAAGUAAUAAUAAUAAAUAAGCGCUCAGUCGUUGUUCGCCGUUCGAGAAGUGACCUAAAAAUACUGGUUUCGAGUGCGGUUUGGCGUGAGAAUAGCAACGACUAACUGGCAAUGGCCACAACCGCCGGAUCGCCAGCCGUGGUGGUGAAGCGGCCCGGACCGCCAGUGCCACCCAGGCCCAAAGCAGCCCAAACCCAAUCGGCGGCCAAUGGAGCCCCACCGAUCAUCCAGAAGAAGCCCACCUUCGUGAGCCAACUGAGUGCCGUGGGUCGCACUCUGGUCUACAAAUCUCCGACAGUAAAUCUGGCCAAGAAACAGGCCCAAACGCAGACGCCCACAACGGCGCUAGCAGCUCCUCCUUCUCCGGUUAAGCCCCUUAAGCUCCGUAAGGCCCCCGAUGUGCCAACGGCCAAACCGCGGGAGGCUAUUACCUCAGUGGUCACGGUCAAUCGUCACAACUCGAUAAGCGUGAUCGGGGGUUCCCCGCAAACCACGCCCCGCAAGGACACCCGCUUGAGCCUGGGCAAGGUGGAUUUCGAGCGGGCGGGUCUUCAGCCGGCCAGCCAGCCUCUACCGAGACCCCGCAAGAUAGUCCAACUGCCUGUGGCCACUCUGGAUGUGGAGGAUAUACCAGUGGCAGCCAGCAACCCAUCUACUGGCCUCUUCAGAAGAUCCAAAACUACACUAGAUGGCUGUCAGAAGGAGGCGGCACCAGCUCCACACAAUGGAGGAUUCCUGGCCGGCCGAACUGUGGAGAUCAAGAACAACCUGAAGAACGCCGCAGAGCGACUGUUCUCGGAAAUAAUCAUCAAUCAGGGCCAGAAGCAAGCCGCCACCGAUACCACCAUUAUAACCAAGCACGAGGCCUUGAAGCAGGAGUCCGAUGUCCUGACCAUCCAGGCCACGGGCAAUUGCAUGAGGAUCAAUGUGAGUGGGGGCCAGGGCCAGACCAGCACCAUGAAGAGCUCGAUCAGCGUGGACAACACUCCGCAGAAGAAGCAGGCCUUCCACGAGAUGCUCAUCUCGGAGCUGGCUGCCAUGAGGAACAAGUCCUGUUCCCUGGAGCAGCUGCCCACCAGCAAAUCCCUUUCGCCACCGAUCACAUCCACUCCUAAGAGUGUUCUAUCGCGCCGGCGUUACAACUCCAUCGAUGAUGCCGACACCGAGGACGUGGAUGCGGACAAUGUGGAGGAUGCCGAUGGGGAUGUCGACGAGGAGGAUACACUAACCUAUGCGGUGAAUAAAUCGCUAAAGGAGAACGCCGGCCAGGAGGGCGUGUCCUCGAGGAAGCGCUGUCCAUCGGGCUGCUCCACGGAUUCGUCACCCUACGGCACGGAGCGAUCCCAGCGCAUCCGCACCUCGGAUUGGAUCGAGGUGGGCGACAAUGGCACCGCGGUGACUCUGACCAGCUGCCACAUCAGCCUCGAGGAUUCGGGCAUGGAGGAUGAGGAGCGGCUGGACGACAUGUCCUCGGGAGUGGGCGACAGUUGGGACAGCGUCAAGGAAGCGGAGACCGAGAAGCGUUCUCGCAACGGAAAACGUGCAAAUUCGGCUUGCGAGCUGCCACCGCUGCCAAAAUCGCUGAUUGGCUUCAAUAAACUACUGUGCUCCGAUUCGGGACUCCUGAGUGAUGUGGAGGGAAACACCAACAGCAGCGAGAUCAGCCAAAAACCAAACGAAAGUGUCGUCCAGGACAGCAAUGAGAAUGCCAUCGACAAGUCACUGCCCGCAUCGCCGAACGGAAAUACGGCAAUACCAGCAAUAGCGGCGAAAUCCGAAGUGAAAUCCCCCAGCUUAUCCGCCAAAGGAAACCCCCAAGCAGUCGAAGCAGGCAGCACUCUGGAUGCACAAAUCGCGACGCUGCGGAAGGAAAUGAACGGACUGCGUCAACUAGAUCUCUCGUUGUUGUCACAACUGUGGGUGCUUAACGAAUCGAUCCAGGAGUUCCGCGCCCUGAUCGAGGAUCAGGAGAACGAGGACGAGGACGACGAGGCUGACAAUGGCAACGAGGUGGACGAGGAGGGCAACAGCCGGAUAUCCUCGUCCGUGGAAUCGGUGCGGUACGAAGGCGGUGCGGAUGCCAGGGCGAAGCAUCUGGGAACCAUACCAAAGGUCAUCACGACACAGCCGAAGGUGCUGCGGGAUGCGCUGGCCAGUGGCAAGGAUCAAAAGCCGGUGCCAAGGAUGCGGAGUGCCCCGCCGCCGCCACCACCCGUUGUCCUGCAGUCGGCCUCCGUGGAGCGAAAGCCGCCGGCACCUUCACGGCCCACAUGAUGUUACCUCUCGGACUUCCUCGCCGGAGUCAGGAUGGUCAUGUGCAAGGCGAUCGUGAGCGAUGUGCCCGUGCCCGCCUCAACCACGGCCUCAUCCCUCGGUGGAGGAGGAGGUGGGGUUUCCACCUUUAACCGGGGCGUGGCUAGCUUGUCAAACUCGAAGAGCUGCUUGGGCAAUCAAAGUGGCCUGCUCCAAGCUUAGUUUUAGUUGAUAUAAUCGAUAAAUAGGGUUUACGAGCGAUUUACGAGCGAACUGAUCUAAAUUCUUGGGUGAACUAGCAGUUCGAAUUGCCCUGAAAAAAAUCCUGACACGAAGCCUAAGUUAUCUGCUGCUUACCUCAAUAUAGGAAGACCCAACAUAAUAUAACAUAAUUGGUAGUAAUCGUAAGACUAGCCUCUAUGUUUAAGAGUCCUUUGUGAUCUUCAGUUGUAAGUUUAUUGUAAAUUUUUCUCUUGUGGUUUGGGCUUGAUGGGUUCCCCGAUAACUCUUGUUUUUGUUUAAUAGCCUUACUCCCUAAGCCUAGCUGUCAAAUCAUGCCCUGGAUCGCUCUUGAUCCUGCGGCUAUUUUACACCAUGCAUUUGACCAGUAACAUUUGUAUAUAGCAAUUUUCCUGGCUAGCUGCUGAACAUUUUAUAAACCUAACGAAAAGUAUAAAUAAUAAAAAACAUAAAAAA